Zootermopsis nevadensis is the source of this 1358-nucleotide messenger RNA. RefSeq names its product zinc-regulated GTPase metalloprotein activator 1. Lineage: Eukaryota; Metazoa; Arthropoda; Insecta; Blattodea; Termopsidae. The record is from RefSeq and is a predicted model, not a curated record. Gene Ontology annotation, cellular component: cytoplasm.
GAACGAAUACAAGAAUAAGACCAGCAGUCAUCUGUUUGGAGGUGUGCUGGGGUAUGUUUAACUAAUAAAUGUUCAUUUGAGCAUCAUACGGAUAAGACAUUCGUCAAGCAGAAAUAAACAUACCAUGGAUUCAUCGGAUGAUGAAGUACCUGAGUUGGUACCAGCAAUAUUCAGACCAGUCCCAGUAACCAUUAUUACAGGUUAUCUUGGUGCUGGAAAGACAACUUUACUAAAUUAUAUUCUUACUGAACAACACGAAAAGAAGAUUGCUGUUAUACUUAAUGAAUUUGGAGAAGGAAGUGCCUUGGAGAGAAGUGUGGCAGUCGGACAAGGCGGAAAUUUAUACGAAGAGUGGCUUGAGUUAAGAAAUGGUUGCUUAUGCUGUUCUGUUAAAGACAAUGGUGUUAAGGCAAUUGAAAACCUGAUGACGAAACGAGGAAAAUUUGACUACAUAUUACUGGAGACAACAGGCCUGGCAGAUCCUGGUCCAAUAGCGUCUAUAUUCUGGCUGGAUAAGGAUCUCGGCAGUGACAUUUUUCUAGAUGGAAUUGUGACGGUCGUCGACAGCAAACAUGGCCUUAAGCAACUUGGAACGAAAUCCCAACUUGAAAUGCCCUCUGAAGAUGGUAAAGGUUCUUUGAACGAAGCAGUCAGGCAGAUAGCUCUGGCCGAUAUGAUCAUCGUAAACAAAGUGGAUCUUGUGGACAACGAACAUUUGGCAGAAUUGAAGAACGAAAUCAGGGGUAUUAAUGGCGCUGCAGAGCUUGUGGAAACCACGCUUUGUAGGGUGGAUCUGGAUUUGAUUCUGGACCAGCAGGCAUACACGGGAACUCAACAACAUCACAGGUUGCAGAAGCUGAUGGAAGAUGUCGAAGCUCACAGAAACAUCGAACAUAUCGAUAAGGCUGUAAUGACGGUGACACUGAACGUUCCCCGAGCUGUGACCCGACCGGCACUCGACCUCUUCGUGCAGAAAUUGCUUUGGGAGAGCGAAUCAGUGAAUUCCAGCGGCCCACCUCUGUCCAUAAUCAGACUUAAGGGCAUUGUCUCUCUGCGCCAUGAAGACCGCCCUAUCAUGCUUCAGGCCGUGUACGAUACGUAUGAUGUGGAACCAAUUCUUGCAGAUGUUUGGGAUUCCCCCAGUUGCCGGUUUAUCUUCAUUGGGCGAGGACUAAGGAAGCAGAUCCUGGAAGACUUGUUUAUUCGGUGUGCGAACCAUGGGGACUCAAGCUCCUGACGGUGAGGAACAGUGUCGAAUAUUGUCUUGAGUUACGAAUUCAGUACUCGCUUUUGAAUUAAAUAUUACAUUAUAGCCAUAUCAUAAGUUACUAAGUAAUAAACACAUUAAGUUAUGUAUA